Messenger RNA from Pieris macdunnoughi, 891 nucleotides. Lineage: Eukaryota; Metazoa; Arthropoda; Insecta; Lepidoptera; Pieridae. The record is from the annotation of a GenBank genome assembly.
AUGGCAGUCACUGCAACCGAUGCGAUUCAUCCACGUUUCGUAAAGAAACCAUUAUUUUACAGUAUGGGACUUAAAAUAGCUUUAGUUCAGUUAUCAGUAGGUAAAGAUAAGAGUAAAAAUGUGGCUCAAGCAGUAAAAAAAAUUCACCAGGCUAAAGAGAAGGGAGCACAGCUAGUUGCACUGCCUGAAUGUUUUAACUCUCCUUAUGGAACCAAGUACUUCAAUGAGUAUGCAGAAGAAGUACCAUUGGGUGAGACAAGUAGUGCCUUAUCCCAAGCUGCAGCCGAGGCUGGUGUAUGUGUUGUAGGUGGAACAGUCCCAGAGAGAUGUGGAGACAAACUUUAUAAUACUUGCACUGUGUGGGAUAUCAAUGGAAAACUAAUAGCCAAAUAUAGGAAGAUGCAUUUAUUUGAUAUAGAUAUUCCUAACAAAAUAACAUUCAAAGAAUCAGAAGUAUUAAAACCAGGAAAUGAGAUAACCACAUUUGAAUGCAAUGGUGUGAAAAUCGGCUUGGGAAUAUGUUACGAUCUUCGCUUUCAAGAGAUAGCACAUCUAAUGGCCAAUGAAGGUUGUGGCUUACUAAUCUACCCGGGUGCGUUCAACAUGACAACGGGGCCUAAACACUGGGAGUUGCUCGGGAGGGCCAGAGCGACUGAUCAGCAACUCUGGGUGGCUCUGGUGAGCCCUGCACGGGAUGCAAAUGCGGAAUACGUGGCUUGGGGACAUACUACCCUUGUAGACCCGUGGGGAGCAGUCGUUGCUAAACUUGAUGAGAAAGAGGAUACUCUUGUACACACUGUUGAUUUAUCUAUGCUUGAGGACGUAAGGGGCUCUAUUCCUAUCAGGGUUCAACGGAGGACCGAUAUCUACGACACCGUGCGUAAAUCCUAG